Molecule: messenger RNA, 3387 nt
Organism: Hyaena hyaena (striped hyena)
Lineage: Eukaryota; Metazoa; Chordata; Mammalia; Carnivora; Hyaenidae
Product: collagen alpha-1(I) chain-like
Exons: 17
Coding region: 1-3387 (1128 amino acids)
Source: RefSeq, a predicted model, not a curated record
AUGCCUGGGCCCCCGGGGGUGGGCGAGGCCGGAAGGACCCUCCCCGGAGCCGCCAAGGGGGCACAGCCCCGCCUGGAUCUCAGCCUCCAGCCUCCGGAACUGGGAGGGAAGAGAUCUCUGCUGCCGGCGCCCCCGUCCGUGGCCGCCGACCGUCGCGGCGACGCGCGGGAGCCGGGCGCAGGAAGUGUGGCCGUGGGUCCCGUGGCGAAGAAGCACCAGACGUGGCAAAACUUACCAGGACGGAAGUCAGCCUGCACUCGAAGCCUGCGCGUGCUGCGCCUUCUGCCCCCCCCCCGACCUCUGUCCCCUGCUGUGGGCUCGGCCGUCCCUCGGCCUCCCUCCAGCUCGCUGAGUCCCCUCCGGCCUGCGGAGUCCGGGCAGGAGCCCAGGGCGGCGGCGCCCGGGUCCGUCCCAGCGCGGACUCCGGGUUUUCCUGCCGUUUGGAACGGCUCGUGGCUGCGGAAGCCCGACGCGCUGGCUGGACAGCAGCCCCAGAGCUUCUGGCGCCGUUGGGUCCGGGCGGCCGGGGAUGGGAUAAAAACCGCUGAGAAGCAGCAGCUCUCCGGUCGGGGCGAGGGAUGCUCAGAGUGUGUGUGUGCAGCUGUGCACGCGCACGUGCAAGCAGUGUGCGCGAAUUUCUGGAGCGCACGGGAGCGUGCAGGCAUCCGGCGGGUGUGCGGCGAAGGCGUGGGAGCCGCGGCUCUGGGCUCGGUGAGAACCCCGGGCUUGUUCAUCGGAGUCUGGGCCGUGAGGCCCGUGCGGCUGGUGGCGGAGGAAGCGGCCGCCGCGGGGGCGCAGCCCGGGGCCCCGUCCCACACCCGGGCCUCCAGGCCGGACUGGCGGGUCCAGCCUGCGCCGGGGAGACCGGCCUCAGGGAGGGAGGGAAGUGCCCGGAAGGAGGCUCCCCCAACCCGCCACACCCCCCAUGGCCCUGGCGGGCCCCUGCACGUCCGCACCCAGGGAAAACCCAGGGCAGGAGCCCAGGAGAGGGACGAGGCCCCUCUGUGUUCUCCCCCUGCCCAGACACCAGCCCCCCUUCCGAAGGGCUUGGCCCUGUCGCUGCUGAAAUUCUGCCCCUGGGCCCGCAGUGGGGUCUCAGGGCAAAGGGCCCGGCUGGCCCUGCGGGUCCCCACCUCCCAGCUGCUGGCCCCGAUGGCCCCCGAGGCCUGCGGCACCUUCUGGGGAACACGAGCUUCUCCAGGCGUCGCCAGCCCGUCCGUGGGGCCCCCACGACUGCAGCGGCUCCUGAGGACUUGGUCAUGGGGGGGCUUCGGGAGCAAGCUCCUAGCUGCGGGGCUCCGGGCCCGCGCACACCCACAGCCUCCUGGGACCAGCGCCCACGGCGAGCUCAUGCGCUCCCAGAGACGAGCGGCGCCAGGGGUGUUCCCGCGUAGCGAGGCGCAGCCGUGUGACCCUUCGGCCAACGGGCUGGAAGAGGAGACCUGCCCAGAGGUUCUGGGAAAGCUCAUCCUCCCUGGCUCCUUUUCUCCCUUCCUUGAAAGCGAUGGCCAGAAGUGGUCGCCCUGGGCCCUGGGCCCCUCCUGUGUUGCUGGGGGCUGGCAGCAGCACAACUGCAGCCCCCUGGGGCCCCCAAACGAAUCAGAAGAAGUGGGUGGGAGGAGAGCCAGCGCCAGGGGUGUGAUUCAGCAGGUCCCAAGGGCCCGAGAACUUCUGACACAUUCCGGGGGGGUGCGGACACUGGGGGCCUGGGCCCUGCACUCCGCCCUGGGGCGUGUGCACCCCACGCCUCCCGAGGCGUCUGGGGUUGGGAUGAACAAGCACAGGCAGGGGCCCGUCAUCCGGGGCCACGGGGGCCACGGAGCAGAGGCACGGAGUUUCAGCAAGAAAAGUCUGGGAUUAAGGCAGAGCGUCAGCAACAGCGGAGGCAGAGGGGCCGCUGCUCUGGCCCAGGUGAGCCGGAGCCUCGUGGACAACACAGCCAACCUCCAAACCGCAGGCCACGCGAGGAGCAGGAAGCAGGCGACCCGCUCGGCCCCAGGUCACCGCGGCCGACACCCACGGGCACCACCAGCAGCCCUGACGGAGCAGGAUCCGGCCGUGAGUCGUUUCGCUGAAUCCUCACCACCCCCUGCGCGGCGGACACAGCCACGGAGACUGCGGCCCGAGCGCAGCCAGCCGGGACGGCUCGUGCGGGUGACCCUCGAGGCCUCUGACUCCGGAAGCCCCCCCGCGGCAGCUUCCCCAAGGCUGGAAGGCCCUGGCCCUCUGAGGGGCCUGGCCGUGUGCAGCCUAGAAAGCAGCUUCAAGGGCAAGGUCAGGAACGCUGGCACAUGCGUGCUGACCUCGGGGCGGGCCAUGCACAGGGCAACCCCCCCGCCAUCAUCACCCAACACCCAGGAGGGGACCGGCCAGGCUGGCGGGCAGCGGCUGGCGGGAGGCUCGGAGCUGUCUGGGGUCGGAGGCCUGUGGCUGCAAGAGAGCCAGGCCGGCCGUGGCCCCUCGUCUUUCCCUCGAGGCCCCGCGAGCACCAGGACCAGCACCGCCUCCCGGAGCCGCCUCCAGCCCCGCGUCCCGGCGUCCCCUGUGCUGGAGAGCAGCUGCCCCGCGCCCCAGGGUCCCAGGAAGGGCGGCCCAGGGUCCCGGGAGCUGGUGAGGAAGGCGGCGUGCAGUGCUCUGGGGAGGACCCGAGACCUGGGCUUGGAUGAGGCCACAGGGAAGAGGGCCUGGACCAGGGCCCCGGGGUCGAGUGAUGGUCGAGGACUCAACCCCAGGGGCGGGCCCCGAGGUCGGGCAGACGGCGUGGCCCCUCUGGUGGCCCCACCCUUGCAGGCCCCGGGCAGGUGCCGAGCAGCCUCGCUGGGAGCCCGGCACCCUCAGCGGCCCUCUGUGGCUGAGGACCGGCUGAUCAUGGGAGGCGCAGCCAGGAAGCGCGGCCCCGGGGAGAGGCCGGAGCUGGUGUCCGCUAAGCCAGGACCCGCCAUCCGCGUUCCUUCCCAGCGCCGUCCGCUCUGGACGAGGCCUCAGCCGAGGGAGGGGCGGCUCCAGGGACAAGAGGGGCCUCACUCGCGGCCACGGGGCCGCAGGGCCGUGGACUGGACUCCGUGUCUCACACUGACUCACACUGACUGCUCUGCACCCGAGGCUGGAGAGCACUGGGCACUAGUGAUUACGACGCCACGGCCACGGCCACGGCCUGAGGGCCCCGAGACAGCCGCCGCGGGUGCAGGUGGCCGCCAGGCGUCUGCACCGGAGGGCGGCGUAGGGGCUGAGAGCGCUGCUUUGGCUGAGGCCUUGGAGGGCCUCCGGGGCCCCUCUGAGUGCCCCUCAGCUGAGUCCACCUCCAGUCCCCAGCCUGGCAAGGUCAAGUCCUCCAGAUUUGGGGGCCAUCUCAGAACCCGGAGCGGAGUCCCAGGCGGGCGCAGAUGA